GAGCCGGUCAAGUGUUUUCUCGGAGGAAGCACCUUCGUGUCUUAGAAAGCAGAGAGCGCGCAGCUCCUUGUAUGUCUCGGCAGCUGGGACGUUCGGACAACAAAAUGUCAGUCAAUAAUGCUUUUCAAAUGGCUAACAUUCCAUGGAGGAAUAACACUUUUACCAUGUCAAAUAAAGACCCAUCUUUCUCGGAUCAAGGGGAGACCAUUAUAGGAGUAUACCUGUUGGUGCUAGGUUGGCUGUCGUGGUUCGGCAACAGUAUCGUGAUCUUUGUCCUGUACAAGCAGCGUGCGUCACUGCAGCCCACGGACUAUCUGACCUUUAACUUGGCCAUCUCCGACGCCAGUAUUUCCGUCUUUGGCUACUCCCGAGGGAUCCUGGAGAUCUUCAAUGUGUUCCGGGACAACGGAUACCUGGUUACCUCCAUCUGGACAUGCCAGGUGGACGGCUUCUUCACCUUGGUCUUUGGCCUCAGCAGCAUCAAUACUUUGACUGUCAUCAGUGUCACAAGAUACAUCAAGGGAUGCCAUCCGAGUAAAGCUCACUGCAUAACCAACACAACCGUAGGAAUGUGCCUAAUAUUCAUCUGGUUGGGGGCUGUGUUCUGGUCGGGUGCGCCCCUUCUGGGCUGGGGGAGUUACACAGAUCGUGGAUACGGAACAUGUGAAAUCGACUGGGCCAAAGCCAACUACUCCACCGUCUACAAGUCCUACAUCAUCUCCAUCCUCAUCUUCUGCUUCUUCGUCCCCGUGCUGGUCAUGCUCUUCACCUACGUGUCCAUCAUCAACACAGUGAAGCGAGGCAACGCCAUGGCCGCUGAGGGAGACCUGACCGACAGGCAGAGGAAGACUGAAAGGGACGUCACCAUUAUAUCCAUUGUCAUCUGCACAGCCUUCAUCCUGGCGUGGUCGCCGUACGCCGUGGUCUCCAUGUGGUCGGCCUGUGGCUUCCACGUACCCAGCCUCACCAGCAUCUUCACCCGCCUCUUUGCCAAGUCGGCCAGCUUCUACAACCCACUCAUCUACUUCGGCCUCAGCUCCAAGUUCCGCAAGGACGUCGCCAUCUUGCUGCCCUGCACCGGCGAUGGCAAGGACACGGUCAAGCUCAAGCGUUUUAAGCCGAAAGGUGAGGCUCACCAGGGCUCCGGAAGAGGCAAUGGACUCAAAGCACCUCCUCAUCACCAGAAGAUGAAGGAGAUGAAGUAUGCCCCUGGAAAUCCGUAUCCGCUCACGGCGCUUAAGGCGGCCCCAAGCCCAGAUUCGGGAGUGGGGAGCCCCCCCUGUACUCCUCCUCCUACCGCCAACAACGAGGUGUUCUUUAUCAACGUGCCCCAUCUGUCUGAUGGGCCAGAGUGGGAAUGCGACAGACUCUAAGAACAAUACAUUUGUUUUUUGUGUUACUUUUUUAUUUGAAAACACAUGGGAAUUUACUUGAAAGGGGGCUACUUGAAUUUUAGGGGAUUAUGUUAAGGAUAAAUAUUUUUGUAUUUGAUUUGUGUAAGUAUGUAUACCUGUUGAUACAGUUAGUUAUUUUCUUAAUGAAUUGUGUUUAUACUUGUGAAUAAAACUGUUUCUAU
This is a messenger RNA of Coregonus clupeaformis (lake whitefish), 1576 nucleotides long. Its product is annotated as opsin-5. NCBI's taxonomy places the organism in Eukaryota, Metazoa, Chordata, Actinopteri, Salmoniformes, Salmonidae. Gene Ontology annotation, molecular function: G protein-coupled receptor activity. The coding region runs from base 72 to 1373 and encodes 433 amino acids. The record is from RefSeq and is a predicted model, not a curated record. The transcript is spliced from 6 exons. Gene Ontology annotation, biological process: G protein-coupled receptor signaling pathway. Gene Ontology annotation, cellular component: membrane.